This is a messenger RNA of Tauraco erythrolophus (red-crested turaco), 1180 nucleotides long. The record is from RefSeq and is a predicted model, not a curated record. NCBI's taxonomy places the organism in Eukaryota, Metazoa, Chordata, Aves, Musophagiformes, Musophagidae.
GUGGAAGAAAUUGUUGAUAUAGGAGCAUUUGCCCCAGAAGAUAUUCAUGUUCCCAAAAUCUAUGUUGAUCGUCUAAUACAAGGAGAGAAGUUUGAGAAGAGAAUUGAACGCUUAUCAAUCCGAAAGCCUGAAGACUCAAAAGCCAAACAAAAACAAGGAGACAAUGUGAGAGAGAGGAUCAUCAGAAGGGCUGCUUUAGAGUUUGAGGAUGGCAUGUAUGCUAAUCUGGGUAUUGGAAUCCCCCUGUUGGCCAGUAACUUCAUCAGUCCAGACAUAACUGUUCACUUACAGAGUGAAAAUGGAGUCCUGGGUUUGGGUCCUUAUCCACUUGAAAAUGAAGUAGAUCCAGACCUGAUUAAUGCAGGAAAGGAGACAGUCACUGUUCUUCCAGGUUCUUCCUAUUUCUCUAGUGAUGAAUCAUUUGCAAUGAUAAGAGGAGGCCAUGUUGAUUUGACAAUGCUUGGAGCUAUGCAGGUGUCUAAGUAUGGUGAUCUGGCCAACUGGAUGAUUCCUGGUAAGAUGGUGAAAGGAAUGGGGGGUGCCAUGGACCUGGUAUCCAGUGCGCAGACCAAAGUGGUUGUCACCAUGGAGCACUCAGCCAAGGGCAAUGUCCAUAAAAUCUUGGAGAAGUGCAAUUUACCACUUACUGGGAAACAAUGUGUAAACCGCAUCAUUACGGAGAAGGCUGUGUUUGAUGUGGACAAGAAGAAGGGGUUGACUCUUGUGGAAAUCUGGGAAGGACUGACAGUGGAUGAUAUCAAGAAAAGCACUGGCUGUGACUUCACAGUUUCGCCGAAACUGAUACCAAUGAGGCAGAUUUAAACGUGAAAUGCAGACUGGGCUUAACUUGCCAGAAGGCUUGUUUCCAAAUGGGAGCUCAGUGAAGAGAAAUCGAUGACUGUUUUGCAAUUCUACUUCUUUUUUUCUUUUUUUUUUAAGGGCUUUUGAAGUAGUUUCCAGAUAGUAACUCAUGCUGUGACUGUCAGCCUAAAUUGUAUUUUACUUUCAUAACAUUACCAGUUUUAAUGGAAGGGUAAAUUUAUUCCCUAACUUUUGAAUAAUGUUAUACUAAUAUGUUAAUGAACAUUGUCAAAAAAAAUGCCUUGUAGUCUCUCUGCCAAAUACUACAUUUUUGACACAAAUUCACAAAAUGACCAUGCAAAACUUAUGAUUGCCUCUG